Molecule: messenger RNA, 2326 nt
Organism: Sphaeramia orbicularis (orbiculate cardinalfish)
Lineage: Eukaryota; Metazoa; Chordata; Actinopteri; Kurtiformes; Apogonidae
Product: segment polarity protein dishevelled homolog DVL-3-like
Exons: 15
Coding region: 154-2037 (627 amino acids)
Biological process (GO): canonical Wnt signaling pathway; intracellular signal transduction
Cellular component (GO): cytosol
Molecular function (GO): frizzled binding
Source: RefSeq, a predicted model, not a curated record
ACAGAGCAUCCUCAGCAUCUGGGCCGACACAUCUGGACCGGACCAGACGGACGGCCCGGGGCAUCCUCGGCCUCCUGCCCGCCUCCCGCAGCCCCAGCCCGGCCGCCGCCGCCGCCGCGCCCCGCCGCUCCGCUCCGACCUCCGGGAUCCGGGAUGGCGGAGGAGACCCGGGUCAUCUACCACCUGGAGGACCAGGACACCCCAUACCUGAUCCGGAUCGGCGUGCCCGCGCAGCGCGUCACCCUGUCAGACUUCAAACAGGUCCUGAACAAACCCAACGUCCGGUUCUUCUUCAAGUCCGUGGACCAGGACUUCGGCGUGGUGAAAGAGGAGAUCAGUGACGACAAUGCGGCGCUGCCCUGCGUCAACGGUCGGGUCGUCUGUUGGGUGGUUUCGUCAGAAAACUGUCAGCCGGACUUCAAAGGGUCGGACCUGCAGUCUGUGGCCACGCCCACCAGCCUGGCCCCACCCCCCAUCGAACGGACAGGAGGCAUCGGACACUCCAGACCCCCGUCCUUCCACGCCCACGGAGGUCAGGAUGAGCCGGGGUCAAAGGUCAACAGGAGAGAUGGAGCAGAGAGUGGACAGAGCAGAGACGAGGGCGACCGAGAGGGUCACCUGAAUGGACACGCCCACCAACCAUCGGAGCAGAAUGGGGCAGGGACAAAAGGCGGGGACAGCUCGUCAACGCAGCAGAGUAGUGAAUUGGAGACGACAAGUUUCUGCUCCUCAGAGGACGACUCCGGAGGACGGUUCAGCCAAUCGACAGAGCGGAGCAGCUCCUCGCCCCGCCUCUUCAGGCGUCAGCGUCGCCGCCACCGAAAGCCCAAAGCGUCGCGGAUGGAGCGGUCUGUGUCUUUCAGCAGCGUCACUGACUCCACCAUGUCGCUCAACAUCAUCACUGUCACUCUCAACAUGGAGAGGUAUAACUUCCUCGGAAUCAGCAUCGUCGGUCAGAGCAACGACAGAGGAGAUGGAGGCAUUUACAUCGGCUCCAUCAUGAAGGGCGGAGCGGUGGCAGCCGACGGACGCAUCGAGCCCGGAGACAUGUUACUGCAGGUAAACGACAUCAACUUUGAGAACAUGAGUAACGACGACGCCGUCCGAGUUCUGAGAGAGAUCGUCCACAAACCAGGCCCGGUCACGUUAACGGUGGCCAAGUGCUGGGAUCCGAACCCUCGAAGCUGCUUCACGCUGCCUCGGAGUGAACCCGUCCGACCCAUAGACCCCGCCGCCUGGGUGUCCCACACUGCCGCCAUGACAGGGAGGCUCCUCCCACACUACAACGUCCAUGAGGAAAACCACCUGACCAUCCACAGUGACAUGACCGCCAUCGUCAAGGCGAUGGCCAAUCCACAGUCGGGGCUGGAGGUUCGGGACCGGAUGUGGCUGAAGAUCACCAUCCCCAACGCCUUCAUCGGUUCCGAUGUGGUCGACUGGCUCCACAGAAACGUCGAAGGCUUCACCGACCGCCGCGAAGCUCGUAAAUACGCCGGUAACCUGCUGAAGGCCGGAUACAUCCGCCACACCGUCAGUAAGGUCACCUUCUCAGAGCAGUGUUACUACGUGUUCGGAGAUCUGUGUGGAGAUCUGGGUCUGAUGUCUCUGCUGGACCAUGAGGGGACGUCCAGUCGAGGGGGGUUAUCGGACCAGGAGCCCCCGGCCUUACCCCACCCGCACCCAGUCCCUCACCCCUACAGCUCAGUGUGGAGCAACAGCGGCGGUGGUAGAGGAGGGGGGCGGAGCCACCACAGUGAUGGAAGUGGCAGCAGCAGGUCAAACUACAGCGAAGAGCAGAAGGAGGGAGAAGAAGAAGGCAGCCAAUCAGGGAUGACCAAACAGGAAGUGAGCAGUCCGCCUGUGGAAUCCCCCGGUGAUGACAAAGCCCAUCAGUCCCCGCCCCCUAACACAGACUCCACCCCCUCUCAGGGUCCUGUUCGGGAACUAUCGUCCGUCCCCCCUGAAGUCUCCGCCUCCCGACAGUCCUUCCGUCUGGCUAUGGGAAACCCCAGCGAGUUCUUUGUGGAUGUCAUGUGACACUGUGGUUAUGAUGUCACGUCCUGAACUUUGAGACAACUUGCUGAAAUCUAUUUAACGUAACGUACGGAUACGCGAAGGCUGAACGAGCACUGUGACAUCACAACCACAACACCUCCAGAAGAUGGUUGGACUAACGACUCUGAGCAAAGAUGGACGACGCAACCAACGGGUCUGCAUGAUGUGGUGAUGAGUCCGAGGGCGAUCAGUAACUAACCCAAACAACCAAUGGACUAUUUCCAAUUCCAAUGACAUCUCAGUACCCCCCCCCCCCCCCCCCCCCCCAAAA